Molecule: messenger RNA, 2073 nt
Organism: Candidozyma duobushaemuli
Lineage: Eukaryota; Fungi; Ascomycota; Pichiomycetes; Serinales; Metschnikowiaceae
Exons: 1
Coding region: 1-2073 (690 amino acids)
Cellular component (GO): membrane
Source: RefSeq, a predicted model, not a curated record
AUGUCCUGGUUUGACCCCGUUCCCAUCACAAAGUUCGUCGAACUCAACAAAAAACAGGCCGCCGAGGAUGUGCCCGAAAAAUGCCCCGAGCCGCCUUCCCUCAAUGGCCUCCAAAUCCACUGUGGACCCAUUCUUCGUCUUUGCGGUCUGUGGGAGGAGAAUCUGCCCAACUACAGAGCCCUGAUUUUGCUUGUCACCAAGGGAGAGACAGAGCCCGAGGUGUCGUAUGCUUUAGGGCCUGCUGCUGAGGAAAAUGCUCCAACUGGGUGGAAAUCGCCCGAGGAAGGCGUGUUUCCAGGCAUCAACUUCCACACGGAACAGGGCUUCAAGUUCUGGCGUUUCAAUGUGCAAUUGGAUCUUGCCGAGUACGAACAGAAGGUCAGGUACUCGAUCAAUGGCCAGCAGAACGACGCUCAUGCGUUUUUUCUUCCUGCUGCCGACCAGUCCAUGAACGUCAUGUCCUUCUCGUGUAACGGCUUUUCCUUAUCUACAGACACCUCCCAGUACAAGUCGUCCUUGUGGCUCGAUGUGCUUAGAAAACACGAGAAACAGCACUACCAUGUCAUGCUUGGCGGUGGUGACCAGAUCUACUGUGAUGCCAUCAAGCUCCAUGUGGAUCUGAUCCAGGAAUGGCUCAAUGAGACCACUGCAGCAAGAAAGAGGAAGAUCCAGACGACUCCCGAGAUGAUUGACGAGAUGGGCGACUUUUACUUGAAAGCGUACUUGGAGUGGUUUGGCCAGGGCUACUGGCAAGGUACCAACGGAGGCACUCUCCAGCACAUGUUUCCCUUAUCUAUGGCCCAGAUUCCGGCCGUCAACAUCUACGAUGACCACGACAUUAUCGACGGUUUUGGCUCUUACAAGGACCGCACCAUGGCCUCCCACGUCUUCUCCACCAUCGGAAAUGUCGCCUACAAGUACUACAUGCUUUUCCAGCACCACAUGCUGGUGGACGAGGAGGUCUACCACAGCGACCCUUCGUGGAUUUUGCUGAAGACGGAAGGAAAGUUUAUCAAGCAGCGCAACCACUCGGUGUACAUGCGUCUUGGUAAGGAGAUUUCGCUUUUGGGUGUCGACUGUCGUACCGAAAGACGCCUUCACCAGAUCAUUGACCCUGACACCUACGACCUUGUGUUUAAGCGAUGCCAGGACGAGCUCACUAAAACUCCAGAAACAAAGCACCUUUUGGUCAUGCUUGGUGUUCCCAUCUUGUAUCCCAGAAUGGUCUGGCUCGAGUGGAUUUUGACCCUGCGUAUUUUCAAGCCAAUUCGUGGUUUGGCCACUAGAGGCAUAGUGGCCCAAGGUUUGGUCAACGAGUUCGACGGCAGCAUUGAAGUGUUGGACGACUUGAACGACCACUGGUGCUCGAAGUACCACAAGAAAGAACGUAACGCCUUGAUGAAGCGCUUGAUAGACCUUGGUGCUGCCAAUGGUGUUCGUAUCACCAUUCUUUCUGGUGACGUGCAUUUGGGCUGUUUUGGCAGAAUGAAGACCAAGAUCCACCACCACCCUAAUGCUCAUAUCCUCAGAGACGCUGAGAAGGAGAAUCUCAAUGUCACGGAAACGCCGCAGUACGACCCACGUUUGAUAUUUAAUGUGAUCUCCUCCGCUAUUGUGAAUGCUCCUCCUCCAGACGUUAUGCCCACUUUGCUUAAGAGACAGAACAAGAUCCACAAGUUCGACUCCAACACCACCGAGGACAUUGUGCCUAUUUUUAUGUCCGAUACCGACGGCACUCCUCGUGAUAAUCAUUAUUUCUUGAACAAGAGAAACUGGAGUGACUUGAUUUUGGCCAAGCAGUCCACCGAGUAUGCCAGUGUUGCUGGAACCGGCAUUUCCAAGUUCCCUGGCUCGAAGCUGGAGCACGACCAGGAGGUGUUGGCUGACCAUAAAGUGGACGAGCACUACUUAAAGUACCCUGUGCUUGAAAACAGUUUGGUCACCACUUUGCACGUUGAGGAUAACGGUAACGAUACCGAGGCCACAACAGCGGACUACGAAAUCAUGAUUCCAGAUCUCCAGGGCAAGUUCAAGUUGCAGCAGAGCCGUAUCAAGCACUUGACCGGUCAGUGA